Molecule: messenger RNA, 1017 nt
Organism: Rotaria socialis
Lineage: Eukaryota; Metazoa; Rotifera; Eurotatoria; Philodinida; Philodinidae
Source: the annotation of a GenBank genome assembly
AUGGCCAACGAUCAAGAUAAACUCAAUAUCGACGGAAUUAUUCAACGAUUACUCGAAUUUCGCGGCGCCAAGCCCAAUAAGAAUGUGCAUUUAAGUGAAAAUGAAGUGCGUGGAUUAUGUUUAAAAUCACGAGAGAUAUUUCUCAGUCAACCAAUUUUACUUGAACUCGAAGCACCAUUAAAAAUUUGUGGCGAUAUUCAUGGUCAAUAUUAUGAUUUACUACGUUUAUUUGAAUAUGGAGGUUUUCCACCAGAAUCUAAUUAUUUAUUUCUUGGAGAUUAUGUUGAUCGUGGUAAACAAUCACUUGAAACCAUAUGCUUAUUAUUAGCUUAUAAGAUAAAAUAUCCCGAAAAUUUUUUCCUUCUUCGAGGAAAUCAUGAAUGUGCAUCAAUUAACCGUAUAUACGGAUUUUACGACGAAUGUAAACGACGAUAUAAUAUUAAAUUAUGGAAAACGUUCACUGAUUGUUUUAAUUGUCUUCCUGUUGCUGCUAUCAUUGAUGAAAAAAUCUUUUGUUGUCAUGGUGGCUUAAGUCCAGAUUUACAAUCGAUGGAACAAAUAAGACGAAUUAUGAGACCAACUGAUGUACCUGAUCAAGGUUUACUAUGUGAUUUAUUAUGGUCUGAUCCUGAUAAAGAAGUGAAUGGUUGGGGAGAAAAUGAUCGUGGUGUAUCAUUUACAUUUGGAGCUGAAAUAGUUUCGAAAUUUUUACACAAACAUGAUCUUGAUCUUAUUUGUCGUGCUCAUCAAGUUGUAGAAGACGGUUAUGAAUUUUUUGCCAAACGUCAAUUAGUUACUCUAUUCUCAGCGCCAAACUAUUGUGGGGAAUUCGAUAAUGCUGGUGCAAUGAUGUCGGUUGAUGAAACAUUAAUGUGUAGCUUUCAGAUUUUAAAACCAUCGGAAAAGAAAGCAAAAACGCCUUCGUUGAAUAAUUCACGUCCAGUAACUCCACCACGAGGCGGUGGUAAUCCUGGCAUGAAGGAUGCCUUAACUAAAGAUGGCAAAAAACCAAUGUAA